GAACAAGUCAACAAUAAAGUAUAAGCAAAAGAGUCAACUUGAAAAGAUGGAGAGCCCUCACGAGCAUCAACAGAACCUGCUCCUCUCGCGUAUCAUCACCAAUGUUGAGAAACUCAACGAAGCAAUCGUCGUUAUGAACAAAAGUCUUCAGGAAAUCAACGUUCAGAACAUGAAUAUCGAGCUUGUAGCCCAGAUGUUCAAGAAUUAUCAAUCCAACGUGCUCUUCCACUUAGAAGCCACCGACAACUUGAAAGAGCCCAUAUAAGUUAGCUCAAUACCGAGGGAGAAUUUGGGUAUACAAACUCUUCGACAAUUAGGAGACAGUCCUAGGUGUUCUGUACGAAACUCGAGACAGCUAUAAUAAGCCUCGGUCUAGUAGACACUCGACCUUAAGUCUAUAGGAACUCAUGAAGUUUAGGAGUUUCUGUCUAUAGUUAAUGCUUUUGCAGUAGAUCCUCGAUGAUUCCCGAAUAAUAAGAAUCAACCAAUCAAGCAC
Messenger RNA from Annulohypoxylon maeteangense, 496 nucleotides. RefSeq names its product DASH complex subunit Dad4. The record is from RefSeq and is a predicted model, not a curated record. The transcript is spliced from 4 exons. Gene Ontology annotation, biological process: attachment of spindle microtubules to kinetochore. Bases 47 to 265 code for a protein of 72 amino acids. NCBI's taxonomy places the organism in Eukaryota, Fungi, Ascomycota, Sordariomycetes, Xylariales, Hypoxylaceae. Gene Ontology annotation, cellular component: mitotic spindle; DASH complex.